This is a messenger RNA of Penicillium psychrosexuale, 432 nucleotides long. RefSeq lists its product as uncharacterized. Lineage: Eukaryota; Fungi; Ascomycota; Eurotiomycetes; Eurotiales; Aspergillaceae. The coding region runs from base 1 to 432 and encodes 143 amino acids. The transcript has a single exon. The record is from RefSeq and is a predicted model, not a curated record.
AUGGACAUGGACUAUACUCAGCACUCACAAAAGUACAGCCAGGAAGACUAUCACACGUCUUUCUACUCACUAGUCUAUUUGUUUAUCGACAUUACUUCUGAUUUGAUUCAACCCAGUCAAUAUUGCGAGAUUGCCAUGUCCGGUAAUGCCAAGCUUUGUGGCUGCCACCGAUUACAUCACUACUUCUCCAGACCUCGGGACCCAGACUACCGCGUGGCUGAUUUCCCCGGAAUAUUCUUCCUUCCCACAAAAAACAAGAAUCACGGGGGCCCAAACGCGGAGAUUUUGCCACCGAAAGUCGGGGACGUGGAGUCUAGGGUUGAGAUGCCGACCAACAGCAACGACGAACCACCCGCACACCCCGUAGCCGACCCGGGAGACCUUCCAAAUCCGGAUGGUAUUCCCCGGACUAUGUCUUUCUUGCGGAGAUAA